This is a messenger RNA of Eurytemora carolleeae, 1552 nucleotides long. Its product is annotated as ubiquitin-conjugating enzyme E2-17 kDa. NCBI's taxonomy places the organism in Eukaryota, Metazoa, Arthropoda, Copepoda, Calanoida, Temoridae. The transcript has 7 exons. The record is from RefSeq and is a predicted model, not a curated record. The coding region runs from base 21 to 563 and encodes 180 amino acids. Gene Ontology annotation, biological process: protein polyubiquitination; ubiquitin-dependent protein catabolic process. Gene Ontology annotation, molecular function: ubiquitin conjugating enzyme activity. Gene Ontology annotation, cellular component: nucleus.
AAAUUCACGACCACAGUAUUAUGAUGGAGAAUGAAACGGGUUCAGCGGAAUUUCUCAAAUUCCUUCCGUGGACCGUGAGAUUCUGUGUAGCGACAGCUAAUUCAUUUCAAGAUAAAGAUAUGGCGCUGAAACGUAUUAACAAGGAAUUAAAGGAUAUUGCAAAUGAUCCCCCGGCCCAGUGUUCUGCUGGACCUGUAGGAGAUGAUCCGUUUCACUGGCAGGCCACCAUCCUCGGGCCCACUGACAGUCCCUUCGAGGGGGGUGUCUUCUUCCUCAAUAUUCACUUCCCAACCGACUAUCCCUUCAAACCUCCUAAGUUCGCUUUCACCACAAGAAUAUAUCAUCCGAAUAUUAAUAGUAAUGGAGCUAUUUGUUUAGAUAUUCUUAGAUCUCAGUGGUCCCCAGCCCUAACAGUAUCCAAGGUAUUGUUAUCUAUCUGCUCCUUGCUCUGCGAUCCCAACCCAGACGAUCCUUUAGUUCCAGAGAUUGCCCGUCUUUAUAAAACUGAUAUGACUAAAUAUAAUGAGAGCGCAAGGGAAUGGACUCGAAAGUACGCUAUGUGAAAUAUAUCUUUUCCUCAUCAGGUUGGAUUGUUCUUGCCUGACAAACCACGCCUGAUGGAAGAAAACAAGAAAUAUAAAGUGGACAGCCUUUCCACGUCCAAACAUAAUGUGCAUUUUCUCAGUUUAAUUCUUCAAACCCUCGUCCAGCUUUUAGUAAAUUAGUAAUUUUUCGGUUUUAUUCCUAAUAACUUUCACAUUUGACAGUGAUUCUGUAUUUUUAACUUUUCAUUUUCCUUUUCGAUUUUACCCAUCGUGGAAUAAGAAUAAUUUCAAUAAUUACCAGAAGAAGAAUUGGAUAGAUAGACAAACUGGGACAACAACUUGCUAACUUUUUCACUUGCCCCCACCCCCCAAAAAAAGAAAAUAUGCGGUUUUUCGAUAAGAUUUUUUUCUUCACAGAAUUUUGGAUCAAGCGAUCAAACCCUUUUAAAAAUGAUUGAGGCAUGUGGAAAGGGAAUUUUUAAGUUAAUCAACUUUUCAACAUAACACCUUGCUAUUCCUCACUUUUAAUUUUGCCCUUUAUUCCUACUUCUCGUUUUCUUGAUUUUCAUUUUAAAAUUUUUUAUUUUUUUUUAAGACAACAAUUUAGUUUAAUGUACAGUGCACAUGUUAUUUGUACUGUACUGUACAUAUUGAAUUUAUUGUAUUGUCUGCUAUACAGUGUACAUGAAACCACCUGUGUUAUGAUGUGGUAUCUGUACAACUUUUUAUAUAGUGUCGUAAUUUAUCCGAUUAUUAUUAUGUAAAAGUUAUAAACAUUUAACUAAAACAGUGUAUCUUACCUAUUAUGCUUAAUGCUAUUUAAAAUGAAAUAUAACAAAACAAAACCCCAGAUUCAUUUCAAUUAUUUUUAAUACCCUCCUCCCAGGCUCGGACGGCUGGUUAAUUAUCAUUGUUUUCAAUAAAAUGAAAGAAUUACUUUUUGAAUAAACAAUCUUGUGAUAAUUUGUUAUCUAUCUAGCCACCAUUAAACUAUUUUUUUUCAGAAA